AUUCAAUCAAUGUUUGAUUCCAUUUGCAGGGUUGUUAUUGUAAUUUCACUCCCUUUGGCUUUUGAGAAUUGUGGAGAGAGAAUUAGAGAGACUCCAGAAUCUUGAGUUCGCGGGAGGGAAGAAGCAACUCGCUCCCCCUUUUCAAAUUUUCACUCUCAAUCUUCGAAUUUCUAGUAUCAAACCCUUCUAGAAAGAUGAAAUCGGAUUAUGGAAGUAAUAUUGCCAAAUUAAAGGAGAUGGGAGAGCUUUCAGCUCCCCCUGGUUUUGCAUCGCUUACAUCUUUCAUUUUGAAAAAGGGUAAAAAGGUUACAGAAAAUGACAAGCGUGCAACCUGUCUGAAUGAAACUAAGCAUGUGCCAGUUGAUGCAGACGGUAAAAACGACGUGAAUGAUAUUGGUACAUAUUACCAGAUUUUUAAGAAUCGACCCUGGAUACUCUCUGACCAGAGCAAGAGCAACGACAAACCUGAGGAGUCUCACACUGAAUUUAUUCCUAUGGAUCACUCGUCAAAUGCUAGUCGUCCAAAAGGGAUCACUCGUGGAUGUCCAAACUGCAAUAAUUGUUUGAAGCAAGGUGGCAUCCUGAGGAUGCAACGAGAGAAGCCCUUGAAGAAGCUCCACUUUUCAACCCAACAGAAGAGGUACCUACCACCUAAACCUAAUAUAACUGUGUACAUUAUGAAGGAAUUCAAUGACACCCUCAAAUAUAUUGCAAGCAUACGAUCUAGCGCAGAGCCUUAUGGAAUUUGUCGUAUUGUACCUCCUACUCGCUGGAAACCACCAUGUUCUCUUGAGGAAAAGAACUUAUGGGAAGGCUCUGAAUUUGUUGCUCAAAUUCAACAAAUAGAUGGAAUCCAAGUUCAGCAUGCAGAAGAAAAUGUGGCUAGUUCUUGUGAAAAUACAAAGGCCAAGAGAAGAAGGGUGACACCAGUAGAUUUGGACUCUCAUCUUGCGAAUGCAAGCACUUGCACCGUAAAUAGUCAGGGUGUUGAAGAUUGUGUCUCUGAACCCUGUCCUAAAUUCAGUCUCAAGACGUUUAAGAAUUUUGCUGAUGAAUUCAAAAUCCAGUACUUUGAUUAUGAGGGCAAGAAUAAGAAUGUGGGUUCUGAUUUAAAUUUAGCUACAAAUCAACAUAAGUGGGAGCCAUCUGUGGAGAAUAUUGAGGGUGAAUAUGGAAGGAUUGUUCAAAAUCCAACUGAAAAAAUUGAGGUGCUUCAUGGUAACACUUUGGAGGCUGAAGGUUUUAGCAGUGGAUUUCCUACAGCUGCUGAUUCUGGGGAGGAACACAUUUCCCCUGAAUAUUUGAAAUCUGGAUGGAACUUAAACAACAUAAAUUCAUUGCCUGGUUCUCUUCUUUCUUUUGAAAGCUCUGGUGCUUCACAUAAUUUUGGUCAUCGAAUUCAUGUUGGAAUGUGCUUCACUCUGCAAAAAUGGAAAGUUGAAGAGCACCACUUAUACUUAUUAUCAUACCUGCAUUUGGGUGAGCCUAAAGUGUGGUAUAGCAUCCCACGAAGAUAUGCUGCCAACUAUGAAACAAUUAGGAAGAAGUAUUUAUCAGGUCUGCAUGCAAGACAGCCUGAUAUUGAUGAUAAUCUGAUGAUGCAGUUAUCCUGCUUCAUAUUGAAGGCAGAGGGAAUACCUGUAUAUCGCUGUGUUCAAUAUCCUCGUGAGUUUGUUCUUGUCUUCCCAGGAGCAUAUCAUUCUGGAUUUGAUUGUGGUUUCAAUUGUUCUGAAUCAGUAAACUUUGCUCCUCUCGAGUGGCUUCUUCAUGGACUGAAUGUGGUAGAGCUAUAUUGUGAGAAGAGGAAAAAGACAUUAAUUUCGUAUGAUAAACUUUUGCUGGGAGCAGCAAAGGAAGCUGUAAAGGCACGAUGGGAAAUCGAUCUGUGUAUGAACGACAUGACAGAUAAAUUAACAUGUAAAGAUGCGUAUCAAAGAAGUGGGAUCUUAGCAAAAGCUCUGGGUGCUCGUGUUAAGAGCGAAAGUAUCAAGAGAGAAUACCUAUGCAGUUCUUUGAAAUCACAAAGAAUGGAUGAAAGUUUUGACACUUGUGUCAAGAGGGAAUGCGGCAUAUGUCUGUGUGAUUUACACUUGUCUGCUGUACAUUGUUUGUGUUCAGAAGACAAGUUUGCGUGCCUGGAUCACGCGAAACAGCUUUGUCCAUGCAGUUGGAGCAACAAAAUCCUCCUCUACCGUUAUGAAAUUAGCGAGUUGAAUGUUCUUUGUCAAGCUUUGGAAGGAAAGUUAAGUGCAGUCUAUAAAUGGGCGAAAGAGUAUCUUGGAUUAAGAUUUCAGUCUGUUGCCUCCAAUAGACAAAUGAAACAAAACGGAGCGGCAUCAGGAAUCGUGGGGAACCCUCGCGGCAAUUGUAUUAGUUCUUUCAGCAUUACCCCAAAAGAGAAGACGAAAGCAAAAGAGAAAACGUUGGGGGGCCGACCUCCUAGAUCAUGUGCUAAUGGAGGAACCAAUUCCACCAGUAUCAAAACUGAUAUGAAGGCACCUGUGAGUAAGAGUAAGCCAACAACUUCAAAGAAGGUACAGCGCGAUCAGAAAGUAUCUACAGUUUCUUCGAUCACGAACUCACGAUACUUGUCUUUUCUACAGCAAAAUACAUUAGUCGAAGUGCCAUCUGAUAGUUGCUCUUCCUCUUCCUCAGAAUCUGACAAUGCGUAAGCAGUAGCUUGCUUCAGGAUAAUGAAAUUUUCAUGCAAAUUUCUGUAUUGGGACCUCCCAUGGCUUGUAAUGUAGCAAUAAACUAAGAAUAUCAACAUUUAAAACUUGAAUUGCAUUUUUUUAAGAUAUGACAUGACUAGGUGAGAAAACAUAAGGCCUUGAAUCUUAGUGUAU
Molecule: messenger RNA, 2846 nt
Organism: Arachis stenosperma
Lineage: Eukaryota; Viridiplantae; Streptophyta; Magnoliopsida; Fabales; Fabaceae
Product: putative lysine-specific demethylase JMJ16
Exons: 9
Coding region: 195-2672 (825 amino acids)
Biological process (GO): chromatin remodeling
Cellular component (GO): nucleus
Molecular function (GO): histone H3K4me/H3K4me2/H3K4me3 demethylase activity
Source: RefSeq, a predicted model, not a curated record